AUGGAUGAGUCCAUCCAGCCAAAAAAUGCACAACCGGGGUUCUAUGAAUACCUGAAAGGAUCAUUCGCUAAGUUUUGUUGUUCUAAGUGUAAUAAUUCAUGGACAUCUAGGAGAGUGCUGGUGAUAUUUCAUUUCUCACAUGAUGCAGCAAAUGGGUGUGGCACUGUAAAGAUGCGCUGCUGUAGGCAGGAAUGUCGCCGCUGCAGUGUUCCCUCAAAGGAGCAGCCAGAAUUUCAUCGAGAGAACAUCGACGUGAUGGUGGAGAAACUGAUUGAGAAGAUUCAAUUCAAGUGCUAUGAGAAGAGAAUGAUACAAUCAAACCGAACCUCAAGAUUUAACGGUAGAGUGAACGGACCACAUGAAAGCGCACUCUGUGAGGCCUGUGGGCUGGGGAUCUGCCAAAAAGGCAUAUGA
Molecule: messenger RNA, 414 nt
Organism: Neoarius graeffei (lesser salmon catfish)
Lineage: Eukaryota; Metazoa; Chordata; Actinopteri; Siluriformes; Ariidae
Product: receptor-transporting protein 3-like
Exons: 2
Coding region: 1-414 (137 amino acids)
Biological process (GO): protein targeting to membrane; protein insertion into membrane
Molecular function (GO): olfactory receptor binding
Source: RefSeq, a predicted model, not a curated record